UUUGCAAUUAUAUUUAUUUGUGAAGGAAAUAAAACAGGUGCAGUACGUGGUGAGGUUAAGUAGGCAGCGAGCAGUGGACAGUGGGCAGCGAGCGGUGUGCAGUGGGCAGCAUGCGGUGGGCGUGGGCGUCGGCGUGGCGCGGCGCGCGGCUGUGCGCGGCCGUGGCGCUAGCCAUGUCGCUCAGCCUCACGGCCGGCCGCCGCGACUACAAGAACCGCAUGGACAGCAUGGAGGCCAAGCAGAACUCCGACAUCUCGCUAUGGAUCGACGAGCGACAAGUCCGCAUGUUCAGUGGUAUUUCAAUGCAAGUGUUUGCGAUAUUGAAUGGCCACAUAUCGCCGUACAUUCUGGACCCGAACUUCUCACACAAGCUGCCCACCAUCCCUUCGGAGGUGGGAUACGUCAACUUCACGUGGCGCUCCCGCAAGCGCUACCAGUACCACUUUGACACGCUCACCUCCUCCGACCCCAAGCUGCUCAAGCCGCCCGUCCUUUCCAUCAAAACCCAGGGCCGGGUGCCUAAAGCUCCAAAAGAAUUCAGUAUAUUUUUGAUUUGCCUGGGAAACAACAGCGGUGUGGCGACAUUCGAAAUAGGACUCGUGCUCAAAAACGGCCGCAACAUCCCACUAAAAGGCACCCCUCUAAGGUUAAAUUUAAAGAAGGAAUGCGCACAGAGAGGUGUGUAUUUAGAAAGGACAGGGCCGGACCCGGAGUGCGACAAGAAGUGCGCCAACCAGGGCUGGUGUAACGAGGAGAAGAUCUGUCAGUGCCCCGAGGGCUACAUGGGUCAGCACUGUCGCACGGCGCUGUGCUACCCGCAGUGCAUGAAUGGCGGCAACUGCACCGCGCCCGGACUCUGCUCCUGCCCGCCCGGGUACCAGGGCCGCCAUUGCGAAGGAGGUAUAUGUUCCCAGAAGUGUCUCAACGGCGGUAAAUGUAUUCAGAAAGAUACGUGCGAGUGCCCCAAGGGUUACUAUGGCCUACGCUGCGAGUUUUCGAAGUGCGUAAUCCCGUGCCUGGGAGGGGGUCGCUGCAAGGGGGUGAACAAGUGCCGCUGCCCGCCGGGGCUGGGCGGUGACCACUGCGAGGUGGGAAGGCGUGCGGGCCCGUGCCCGCGGCCCUGCCGGCAUGGCAUCUGCCGCAGCGGUGUCUGCGUGUGCGAGCCCGGCUGGCGGGGACGCUUCUGUCAUCGCACGCACGGUUCUUCAGAAGAAUCGGGAGAAUUUAAAAGGCCACGAUAACUCAACAAAAAUAAGAACAACAACUUGUACAUUCUAGAAAAGAGAUAUAUUAAUGAAAUAAAAACGUUUUAAUAAGUACAUUA
Messenger RNA from Papilio machaon (common yellow swallowtail), 1324 nucleotides. RefSeq names its product protein shifted (gene shf). Gene Ontology annotation, molecular function: signaling receptor binding. The record is from RefSeq and is a predicted model, not a curated record. Bases 111 to 1241 code for a protein of 376 amino acids. Gene Ontology annotation, cellular component: extracellular region; cell surface. The transcript is spliced from 8 exons. Lineage: Eukaryota; Metazoa; Arthropoda; Insecta; Lepidoptera; Papilionidae. Gene Ontology annotation, biological process: anatomical structure development.